This is a messenger RNA of Kluyveromyces marxianus DMKU3-1042, 1347 nucleotides long. It is a transcript of the gene EHT1, whose product is annotated as medium-chain fatty acid ethyl ester synthase/esterase 2. Gene Ontology annotation, biological process: medium-chain fatty acid catabolic process; medium-chain fatty acid biosynthetic process. NCBI's taxonomy places the organism in Eukaryota, Fungi, Ascomycota, Saccharomycetes, Saccharomycetales, Saccharomycetaceae. The transcript has a single exon. The record is from RefSeq and is a predicted model, not a curated record. The coding region runs from base 1 to 1347 and encodes 448 amino acids. Gene Ontology annotation, molecular function: monoacylglycerol lipase activity; acetylesterase activity.
AUGGUAUUCUUAUUUAAUCCUGCCCACUGGGGUUAUAACGGUACUAUAACUCAGCAUAUUGGACAAGAAGGUACCGUUAAACUCCAAAAGAAGGAUGGUACCGAGGAACAAUUGCAUGAAUUGAUUUCUAAGGAAGUUCCUAACUUGGCAGAUGGAGCGAAAUUCCAAUUGCACCCAAUGUUGUUCACAGGUAUCUUGCAGACUAUGUAUUUGGCUGCAGGUGAUUUCUCGAAGAAAUUCAAUGUCUUUUAUGGGAGAGAGUUGUUUGAAUUGUCUGACAGUGGUAUCGCUAGUGUCGAUUGGGUCCGGAAUGAUUGGAAGAAAGAUUAUGAUUUUGAUCCUGCUACUGGUUCAUAUAAUAAGCAGAAACUUGCAGAAGAUGGUGCGAAGACUCAUCCAGAAGGCUGGCCUCGUUUGCACCCCCGCACAAGAUACAUGACUGAGGAUGAAAAAAAAGGGCUUUUAGAUGAUACGAGCAAACCGUUAAUUAUUGUGAUGCAUGGUUUAGCUGGUGGUAGUCACGAACCAAUUAUCAGAUCCUUAACCGAACAACUUUCUACUAUUUCAGAUGAGAAGUUCCAGGUAGCAGUUUUGAACACCAGAGGUUGCUGUCGUACCAAAGUAGUCUCACACAAGCUAUUCUAUGCUUUUGCAACUGAGGAUUUACGUGAAUUGGUUCAAAGAGAACAUAAACGUGAUCCAAACAGAAAGAUUUAUGCUGUUGGUUUCUCUUUUGGUGCAACAAUGCUGGCUAAUUACAUAGGAGAAGAAGGUGAUACUUGUUUACUCUCUGGUGCCACUCUCUUGUGUAAUCCAUGGGAUCUAGUUCUCUCUGCUAAUAAGAUGAAGACAGACUUCUGGGCUCGCAAGUUAUUUGCCAAAAACAUCACCCACUUUUUGGUAAGAACUUUAGAAGUAAACAUGAACCAAGUUGAAUGGAAAGGUGGUGAAAAACCAACAAAUGUUUCUCCGGAAAAUCCAACUAAUUAUCCAUUCACACGUGAAAACUUGAAAAAGGCCAAACAGUUUACAGAACCCUCACAAUUUGAUGAGACCUUUACUUCAAAGGCCGUCGGAUUUGAUUCAGCUUGGGAUUAUUACAAGGUUGGUAGUUCUCUAAACCGUUUACCUUCUAUCAAUGUUCCAACGUUGGUGAUUAACUCUCAUGAUGAUCCAGUCAUCGGCGAAGAAAAUAUCCCUGUCGAGCAAGCAAAAGCAAACCCUAAUAUUUUGCUGGUGGAAAGCGAUUUGGGUGGUCAUUUAGCCUACCUAGACAGAAACUACAAUCCUUGGAUCACCAAGCAAAUUGCGAUGUAUUUUGACACCCUCGAGUCUUUUGUCAAAUAA